Molecule: messenger RNA, 1308 nt
Organism: Pteronotus mesoamericanus
Lineage: Eukaryota; Metazoa; Chordata; Mammalia; Chiroptera; Mormoopidae
Product: testis-specific serine/threonine-protein kinase 5-like
Biological process (GO): protein phosphorylation; intracellular signal transduction
Cellular component (GO): cytoplasm
Molecular function (GO): protein serine/threonine kinase activity; ATP binding
Source: RefSeq, a predicted model, not a curated record
AUGACUCAUGGCCGUGCGCUGAACCGCAAGUGUAAAUGCCCACCGGGCUCCGUCCUGGUGUACCACCGCGGCCACUGGAUGUGGCACCGGCCAACAGAGGCACCAGGCCACCGGCACCAAGCCCCAGGCCACGCCCCCACGGCCGGCAGUGGCCGGCGAAAGCUGGACCGGCAAACCUUCACGGCGCAGGGGCGUGAGUGCGGGGAUGAGGGCUAUCUGCUCCCCUCCAGGAAGGCCGGCCCCGGCGCCUUCUCCAAAGUCCCCCUGGCCCACGCCACACACGAGCGCUCGCUGCACAACCCCAGGCCGGCCUCCGACCUGCAAGGCUGUCCUGGAGAGCCCGUGGCCAUCAAGGUCAUCUCCACCGCCGAGGCCCCCGUGGAGCUCUCCCGCAAGUUCCUGCCCUGUGAGAUCUCGUCACUCAACGCUACCUACAAGCACCUGAACGUGGUGCAACUGUACGAGACCUGCCACAACAGCCAGCGCUCCUGCUUGCUGCUGGAGCUGGUGGGCCGUGGCGACCUGCUGGAGCACAUCAACGCGGUGCCGCACCACCGCUGCAGCCAGGGGCUGGAGGAGGCAGCGGCCCGCAGGCUGUUCCGGCAGCUGGUCAGCGCAGUGGCCCACUGCCACUGCUUGGGCGCCGUGCACUGGGACCUAAAAUGUGAGAACAUCCUGCUGGACGACCAAGGCCUCCUGAAGCUCACGGACUUCGGCUUCGCCAGCCAGUCGGGAAUCAAGAAAGCCCUGCUGAACACCUUCUGUGGCUCCAUGGCCUACACCGCCCCCGAGAUCCUCAUGAGAAAGUACAGGGGGGAGCAGGCUGACCUGUGGAGCCUGGGCGUCCUCCUCUACGCCAUGCUGACGGGGAAGCUGCCCUUCAAGGGGCGCCGUGGCCCCAGCUUCCCACCAGGCCUGUCCCCAGAGUGCCAGGACCUGACCCAGCUGUGCCCGCCCGCGCGCCUGGACCUACGGCAGGUGGCGAUGCACCUUGCUGCACGCAUGCCGUUCUGCACUGUGCCCAGCGCCUCGCCAGAAGAGAACCCGGGGGAGCCCAGAGAGGACUCGGAGCCACCAAGGUCACUCCUGCAGCAGCGUCGCCCCCAGCAGCUGGGAACCCCCAAGAGCGCCUCUGGCCCAGCACCAGAGGCCCCAGAGGCCAGCCCAAGCGGAGCUGGGGGCUCCCCCGGGCUCAGGCCCCGAAGCACUGCAAUGGCCAACCCAGGCGUGGGCGCCUCCAAGCAGCCGCCUCCACUGUGCUCCAGGGGCGCCACCCCGCGCAUGUCGGGGCACUACCAGGUCAACUGA